Candidozyma auris is the source of this 1131-nucleotide messenger RNA. RefSeq lists its product as uncharacterized. The transcript has a single exon. The record is from RefSeq and is a predicted model, not a curated record. NCBI's taxonomy places the organism in Eukaryota, Fungi, Ascomycota, Pichiomycetes, Serinales, Metschnikowiaceae. The coding region runs from base 1 to 1131 and encodes 376 amino acids.
AUGCCGGAAGUUGUAAACAAGGAUCUAUUACCCAUGGGUCUAUUCAGCUUUAGCGGGUCCCAGCAGGGGAUUAAGAUCCCGACGUUCGAAUUGUCUCCCCAGCCGGAUUCGACCGAUCUCAGAAUACGUUCGCUACUAUAUCUUUUCAAGGCGUUGCGCAUCAAUAAGCUAGCAGCAUUUCCCCACGCUGAUGGUUCGUUGAAGUAUAUCGAAAGUGAUGGUGACACAGAAGAUCCUGCAAGGUCGAUCAAAUUGGACAAAUUAUACAACCUUCUGCAUUUCGUGAACUUGCUCACUUCAGAACCACAACGAGUGCUUGUGGACUAUCCUAAAAACAAGUUCAGAGCAUACUGUAUUUUGUCGGAUCUACCUAGUGCAAAUCUUUCAAGACCACUGUCGCCUACGAAAAGCCGCUCCGAGAAAUCUUCACUUGAAUUUGAGAAUGGUUAUCCCGUAUUCGUUGACUACAGGGGAAAGCGAGCAACCAAUUUCGCUUUCUCGCUUCUCCAGACGGGGCAGCAGGUGAGCCUCAGAGAGCUCGCUACUAUUCUUGCCAAUUCUCUCGUAUACGUCGAACAUCACUCUUACGUCCCCUUUCUGGCUCGCUUAAAUACAGCAAAGAAGUCUAUUCAGCUGGUAUCCAGAGCGAACCUAACUGACGAAUCAUGCUGCGAACUCACGGAAACGUUCAAGUACACCGUAGUGUUCAGAUACUUGAAAGAUUUGGCUUUCUUGAUACAACUACUCCGAAUUUACGACGAGUAUAUGAAGAAAACACCCAAGUCUCCGACAACAUCGCCCCUGUUGUCGUCAAGCUCGAGAUCGCUGCCUCAAUUAUCACCGGGGAAAAAGACUGCCACCUUAUCUUCAAAGAAGUCCACAUCGUGUUUGGUGGGAGGAGAGAGGUCUCUAAAAGCAAAGCCAUCAAUUUCCAACUUCCGGGCCAACGAGAUAUAUAAUCCAGUCACCUCUCCACAGAAAAAGUCAUCAAAGACUCCAUCUUCUCUGACUCCGGAUGAAAUUUAUGGGCGGGAGAUCGUACAGGAUUUGUGGGACAAAUGCAAGGCAUCAAUACGAUUGAAGCUUGAGCGAGAAAUGAGGACCAUCGAAAAGACGGGGCUCAAUAGGUAG